CAACCACCGAGUCGAAACAAUAUUGUUUUGUGGAACGUCGAUCGUCGAUGCUGGUUAGUAUAACUGUGAGAGAUGUAACGUAUCCAUGUAACAGAGGUAAAAGAGGCAGUGCUGUAAAUGUACCACAGUGAAAAAGACCAUUGAAAGGUACUAAGCAUGAAUUCCAAAGUAUGUGGCGUCCUGAUUUCAUUUUGGUUACAUUUAAUUUUUUAUUGGACGAGUGGUGCUACGGAAGGAAGAUCUAAAGGAUUCUUGGCUUAUAGAACUGUUCAGACGUUUCAGACAUAUUGUACCUGUAACACAUCUUAUUCUUGCUCCUGCUGUCAAAGUGUUUUUAUUUUAUACACUAAAGCUGAAAAAAAGCUUUGCGUUAAUCUUACUUAUCAAAGAAAUGGACUAAAUAUUGAUAUGGCGUUGAACUCCGAUACAUUAAGAAGUAGGACAAUCACAAACUAUAAGCCAUUAAAAUUCUGCACUAAUAUACCAGGAUGUUACUUUUCAUCUGCAUGUGUAAAUAUAUUGGAACUCAAUAAAUUUCCCAGAUCAAUCACUGCUUGCCUUCGACUGGAUAUCUUCUCUAAGAAACGACUAUGGCAACUAAAUUACGACUGCAUUAGCAUAUCGAUGGACUUGCCUACAAUACCAGGUAAUGGAACGACGUCGACGACGAUGAACGCAGGAAUGACAUCGGCAAUGAGCACUCAAACGACGACGAUGAGAGCGGUGGAAACUGAAGAAACUACAUCAACGGAUGUAGAAAUAAUAACAGUACCAGGAAGUAGACCAACAACAGUUGUGGAUAUUGAUUAACUAAUUAUUACAAAAAAUAUGACAAUAUUCUGUAGAUUACUCCAAAUACUUAAUUAAUAACUGGCUUAGAUAUAAAGUUCUUGCGAAGAUAUGAUAAAUUAUACUGUAGAUGUAGUUAAUUAAAAACUUUA
Bombus terrestris (buff-tailed bumblebee) is the source of this 941-nucleotide messenger RNA. RefSeq lists its product as uncharacterized. The transcript has 4 exons. The record is from RefSeq and is a predicted model, not a curated record. NCBI's taxonomy places the organism in Eukaryota, Metazoa, Arthropoda, Insecta, Hymenoptera, Apidae. Bases 157 to 810 code for a protein of 217 amino acids.